AUGGCGACCUCACGGCUGCUCUCGCGACGGAUUCCUGCCUUGGCCGUCCGCGCAUCUCGUUCCCCAGCGAUCCGACUUCCCCUGCGUGCCCUCUCCACCACUGCCCGCCACGCCGCCACCCCAUCAAACCCCUCGCGCCCCGCUGGCWCGGUCAUUGAGCCUCACCAGGGCACCCGUCUCAUCCCCGUCGAUGCCAGCUUUGGCCACCCAGUCGACCCAAAUGCAUCCACAAACUUCAACUCGCCCGACGAUGGCGCCGACACGCCCGAGCAGCGCAAAAUCCGCCACUACACUGUCAACUUCGGUCCACAGCAUCCUGCUGCUCACGGUGUGUUACGAUUGAUUCUGGAACUCAAUGGAGAGGAGAUUGUUCGCGCAGACCCCCACGUGGGACUCCUACACCGUGGAACGGAGAAGUUGAUUGAAUACAAGACAUAUCUGCAAGCGCUGCCUUACUUUGAUCGUCUCGACUAUGUCAGCAUGAUGACCAACGAGCAGUGCUUCUCACUCGCUGUGGAGAAGUUGUUGAAUAUUGAGAUUCCAGAGCGUGCGAAGUGGAUCAGGACACUAUUCGGAGAAAUCACCCGGAUCUUGAACCACUUGAUGAGUGUUCUCUCCCACGCCAUGGAUGUUGGUGCUUUGACCCCUUUCUUGUGGGGAUUCGAGGAGCGUGAGAAGUUGAUGGAAUUUUACGAGCGUGUCUCUGGUGCACGUCUGCACGCUGCUUAUGUCCGACCAGGUGGUGUAUCUCAGGAUAUCCCUGUUGGCCUCCUUGACGACAUCUACCAAUGGGCAACCCAAUUCGGUGACCGCAUCGACGAGACCGAGGAAAUGCUUACAGAUAACCGAAUCUGGAUUGGCCGCACUAAGGGUGUUGGUGUUGUCCCUGCAGCCGAGGCGCUGAACAUGUCCUUCUCCGGUGUCAUGCUUCGAGGUUCUGGAAUUCCAUGGGACAUCCGCAAGUCGCAGCCUUAUGACGCAUACGACCAGGUCGAGUUCGAUGUUCCAGUCGGCGUCAACGGCGACUGCUACGAUCGUUAUCUCUGCAGAAUGGAGGAGUUUAGACAGUCAUUGCGAAUCAUCUUCCAAUGUCUGAACAAGAUGCYCGCAGGACCAGUCAAGGUUGAGGACUACAAGAUUUCGCCACCACCCCGGGCUGCCAUGAAGGAGAACAUGGAGGCUUUGAUCCACCACUUCUUGCUCUACAGCAAGGGCUACACUGUUCCUCCUGGUGAGACUUACUCAGCAAUUGAGGCACCAAAGGGAGAGAUGGGUGUGUUUGUCGUCAGUGAUGGAAGUGAGAGACCAUACAGGUGUAAGAUUCGCGMACCUGGAUUUGCGCAUUUGGGAUGCUUUGAUCAAGUCAGCAGAGGGCAUUUGCUGGCAGAUGCGGUCGCGAUUAUUGGAACCAUGGAUCUGGUGUUUGGAGAGGUCGAUCGGUAG
Molecule: messenger RNA, 1443 nt
Organism: Ramularia collo-cygni
Lineage: Eukaryota; Fungi; Ascomycota; Dothideomycetes; Mycosphaerellales; Mycosphaerellaceae
Product: probable NADH dehydrogenase (ubiquinone) 49K chain
Exons: 2
Coding region: 1-1443 (480 amino acids)
Biological process (GO): mitochondrial electron transport, NADH to ubiquinone
Molecular function (GO): quinone binding; NAD binding; NADH dehydrogenase (ubiquinone) activity
Source: RefSeq, a predicted model, not a curated record